AUGAAAGUUGUUCCAAAAUUCCCACUUCCUUCUGAUCCAACUUAUGACUAUAAUCUAAUACCAUCAAAUAAAGAAUUAACCAUAACAAAAAAGGUAUCAACCAAUAAUAGACUAAGUAGAAAUAUAAUUACUGAUUAUCCACAUUUACUUAAUUCAAAUCAACAUAGACAGGAAUUAAAUCCUUUUUACGACAACAAAAAAACGAUUAAUUCUAAUAUGGCACAAGAAGUAUUAAAUAGUAGAUUAGAAGUUGAAUCAACAUCAACUACUUCAUUACCCAUUUCAUAUCCAUAUUAUUAUUUAGAAGAUUAUUCUCCAAGUAAUCAAUUAUUACUACAAAAUCAUGAAUCAAAUAAAUCUGCUGAUACAUUUGAAUUAUUGAAAUCAAUAAAUCCACCUCAAAAGGAAAUUAGUCCUCCAAAAAAAGCAAUUCAGCCAACGAUGCAAGUCUCACCAAAUAGAUAUAAUGAUUACAAUCAAAUACCAAAAAGAUUUUCACAAUUUAUAAUUGAUCAACAAAAUCCGUAUAUUUCACAAAGAUUAGAUAAUUUAGAUGAUUUAAAUGAGGAUAAUUUAUCAAGUAUAAAAACAAAUGAUAAUGAAAAGGGAAAUUCAUCAAUUCAAAAAUCUUUUAGUUUAACAAAUAAUUCUAAAACUAAAAGAUCAAGUGCUAAUCAAUCACAACAUGAUGAAUUUUUCAAUAAUUCUGGUCAAUUAUCUAGAAAUAUUUCAAAUUCAAUGGAAAGUCAAGCUACUAUUUUUUCAACUAGACAAAAAUCAUCAUCUGAAAGUAAUGAAAGAGUAACAACUCUGAGAAGAAUUGGAUCAAGAAAUUUACCAUCUCAAAGAAGAGGAACUCGUCAACCUCAUAUUCAAAAACAUAUUAAUAAUUCACUUCGUAAAAGUAAAUCAUUAUUUCAAAAAAAACCAAAAUCAAGAACUUCAAAUGUUCAAUUAUAUCAUAAUGAUUCAACAAAUUCUUCAAUUAUAAAUUCAUCAAUUCAAUCAAGUUCAAGUUUAAUUAGAACAAAUGCAAUAAAAUCAAAAAGGGGAAGUUUAUGGUAUAGAUUUAAAUUACAAUUGGUUAAACUUUUGAAUAAAUUUAAAUUUUAUAGUUUUAAAGCAUCAUCAAAAAGAGCAAGAGGAUCUAUUAAGAGAUCAAAAUCAAAAUCAAUUAAGCGAUCAAAUACAAAAAACCGUGAAAGUUGUCAAAAUCAAGAUAUAAAAAGAUUAGCCUCGAUAAAAUUAUUACCACCUCAUAAACUUAACAAAAAUAAUAAUAAUUCAAAUUAUUUAAAAAUUUCAAAUCCUUCAACAAAUCCAAAUUUAGGUUCAACUCCAAUAUAUCAUGUUUCAAAAAUGGACAAAAAUUUAAAAAAUCUGAUGGGUGCAACAAAUAACCAAAAUUUAAGUCAUGAAGAAAUUGUUAAUGAAAAUUUAGGUAAAUAUAAUCAUUUAACAAAUUAUAUAAAUCAACAAGAUAAAAAUUAUUUACAAAAUAAAUCAACGCUAAAAAUUCAAAAUAAUAAACCAUCGAGAAUAAUUGAAGAAUUACCAUCACCACAAAUAGAUAAUGAAGAAGAUGAUGAAAUCAAAACAAAUUUACAAAAUGUUGAACCAUCAUUAGUUGCAUCAAUUGCAACAUUAUCUUCACAACAACCACCAUUACCACCACCACAUAUAGAUCAAUCAUAUCUUACAAAAAAAAGAAUUAUUAGUAAUGUUUCAAUAAAUAAAGAAAAAAGAAUUCAAUUAAUAUGGAAUAGUUAUUUAAAACAAGUGUUAUCAAAACGUAUACAAUUAAGAUUAGAAAUUUUAAAUUAUCAAAAUUUUUUAACUAAUAGAGAAACUUCAAAUUUUAUAAAUAAAAUAUUUGAAGAAAUUAAAUUGGAACAACUUAAAGAUGAACGAAAUUCAAAUAUAAGUUAUCAAAAUUCAUUAAUUUCAAAAAAUUCUUCAAAUUCAUCUUCUUUUAAUAAUAAAUUUAUUCAUCCAAAUGCUAAAUCUCCUUCAAUUCAUUCUUCAAUUUAUUCUCAUACAUCAACUACUACAACCACAACAGAAGAAAAUGAUGAUCAAGAAACAAUUUCAACAAGUUCAACAAAACUGUAUGAAAAUGAACAUGGUGAUAUAUUUAUUGAAUUAGAUGAUGAAUCACAAGAAAAUCAAGAUAAAGCAUUUAAUAAAUUUAUAAAUAGAAGAUCAAUGUUAGGAGAAAUGUUAGAAUAUAAUUCAUCAGAAGAAUCAGAAGAUUCAGACGAAAGUGAUGGUGAUGAUGAAGAACAAGAUGAUGAUGAUGAUGAGCAAGAAGAUGUUUACUCAAUUCAACAAUCAAUAAAUCUUAAAUCUCCAAUUUCUUUAACUCAUAAAAUUAGUAAUAGAAGUAAUACAAAUUCAAUUAAAUCAGAAACACUCGUUAAAAAAUAUGGAACAAUUAAUAAAAAAUCAUCAACUAAAAAAUUAAAACAAAUUGUAAUGACUAAUGAUAUUGAAUUAAAUAAUCAAAUGAGUUACGAAACUGACAUACAAAAUUCACCAUUGAAAAGAAGUUUUGGAUUAAAUCAUAAUUUAAAUAAAUUAAGUACAUAG
This is a messenger RNA of Lodderomyces pseudojiufengensis, 2589 nucleotides long. RefSeq lists its product as uncharacterized. Lineage: Eukaryota; Fungi; Ascomycota; Pichiomycetes; Serinales; Debaryomycetaceae. The record is from RefSeq and is a predicted model, not a curated record. The coding region runs from base 1 to 2589 and encodes 862 amino acids. The transcript has a single exon.